CUGCGACUGCUAGUCAGUCAGUCCGCCAGCAAGCCCGAUCUCGUUCGGUAGAGUCGGUGGUUAUUAAUUAGUCGCGCGUUGCCAGCGGCAAACGCGACGUCGAUCACCGCGUAAUGACCCUGUGACGUCAUAGCAUGAGGAGAACCGAUAGCUCAGCGGAAGCCGCCUCGCCUAGCGUGGCCAUCCACGUGGGCAACUACGAUGGACCCGACGCGGAGAACUCAACGCUUCUCGGAGCGCACCCGCCGACCCCGAUCGUAACGCCAACUGGUCAAAUGCGCAAAGUAAAGAGCUUUACUGACACCCAUCGGAUCCGUGAUGUGAACACAGCAUCCGGGGCAGCCUCGGCCAGGAGUCUGCGACCUUACGACCAAGUCACCACAUACCCUGAGGGUUCCGAAUGCGGCACCAACCACUACGCUCCGUCGGUGCGGUCUCUCGCCUCCAUCGGGAUGGGGUGUACUGACGGUCGCAAAAUGGUCAUCAGAAGAGUGCCCACGUCGCCCACGGAGCUAUUUCAUCUCGUACGUCCUCCCACGCCUCCAGACGAAGACACCGCAUCACAUGAAAGUGACUGCGGCGAGGAAGAAGAAGAUGCAGAGACUGUACAUCUAAAGCCAAGACGGCCAUUUUGGGCUAAUAAAAUGCAAUUUGUUCUAGCUUGCGUAGGCUAUUCAGUCGGCCUUGGCAAUGUGUGGCGAUUUCCGUAUUUGUGUUAUAAAAGCGGCGGAGGUGCAUUUCUUAUUCCAUACUUCAUAAUACUCCUCGUGUGCGGUGUGCCUAUGCUGUUUAUGGAACUUGCAAUCGGGCAAUACACGGCGCACGGCCCCAUUGGAGCGCUCUCACAAAUAUGUCCAUUGUUCAAAGGGGCCGGUCUUGCAAGCGUGGUAAUCUCGUUUCUAAUGUCCACAUACUACGCAGUAAUAAUCGCAUGGGCGAUCUAUUACUUCUUUACAUCGUUUAAGUCUGAAGUCCCGUGGGCAACCUGCUCCAACCGCUGGAACACGCCCUACUGCUGGGUCCCCACGCACAACAUCACGAAACCAAAUGGAUCUCAGACGCCCACCGAACAAUUCUUUGAGAAGAAGGUGUUAAGCAUGAGCGACGGAAUAGAAUUUCCUGGAGGAAUGCGAUGGGAAUUAGCAGCCUGUUUAGUAUGUGCUUGGAUCCUCGUGUAUUUUGCACUUUGGAAAAGUAUAAAAUCCUCAGCGAAAGUCCGAUACAUCACAACGACGCUUCCAUUUUUGUUGAUUAUUGUAUUCCUUGGACGGUCACUUACUCUAGACGGCGCAGACCAAGGUUUGAGGUUCUUCUUCAAACCAGACUGGGAAUUACUUAAACAAUCUCGCCCGUGGGUAAACGCAGCGUCCCAAAUUUUUAACUCCAUAGGAAUUGCGUUUGGAUCGAUGAUAAUGUUCGCAUCCUACAAUAGAUUUGAUAAUAAUUUUCUGCACGACACUCUGGCCGUGUCAGCAAUCAAUGCAGUCACAAGUCUUAUAGUUGGAAUAUUCACGUUUGCGACGAUUGGUAACAUUGCAACUGAACAAAACACGAGCGUUAAGGAUGUCAUUGCAGACAGUCCCGGAUUGCUUUUCGUUGUAUACCCGCAAGCGAUUGCAAAAAUGCCUGCAUCCCAACUGUGGGCCGUUUUAUUCUUCUUUAUGUUUUUAUGUCUGGGCUUAAACAGUCAGUUUGCAAUCGUGGAAGUGGUCGUUACUUCUAUCCAGGACGGCUUCCCUGAUAUGAUUAGAAGACGCCUGGUUUAUCAUGAACUGCUGGUCCUGUGCGUCUGUGGGGUGUCACUGGUUUUUGGUCUUCCUCACAUCAUACAAAGCGGGAUAUACGUGUUUCAAUUGAUGGACUUCUAUGCCGCUUCCCUAAGCAUAACAUACUUGGCUUUCUUCGAAGUUGUUGCUAUAGCGUGGUUCUACGGUGUGGAUAGGUUGUCACGCAAUAUCAAACAAAUGACAGGUCAGCGUCCAUCACUAUACUUCCGCUUCUGUUGGCUUAUAGCAUGCCCGGCAUUAUUGCUCGCUCUUUGGGUAGCGAGUCUGGUAGACUACACGCCACCCAGCUACCGUCAAUAUCUGUAUCCAACCUGGGCUCAGGUUCUCGGAUGGACGAUAGCCUCUCUCUCACUACUGUGUAUACCAGUGUAUGCGGUCGUCAUGGUGGUACGAUCUCCAGGGAAGGGUUUACGGGAGAAACUGCGCAAUUCCAUUCGGCCAACAUAUAUGUGCGAUUGUGGAGUUAACGGUUGUGAUCUAUGCUGCUCCGAAUCAGAGCCACCUGACGAUAAAGCAACAAUCAACUAGUCGUUUUAAUAUUUAGAAUCUAUAUUUUAAGUUAUCAGUUAAUUAGAAUAUAAUAUGUAAACCAGACCAACUGCUCGCAUAUCUACUGAGCGAUAUCAAAACCAAACAAGACAAAAUGGUGAUAAACAUGAUGUUCUUACAACAUACUUAUUGUUAAUUGUUAUAUGUUCAGAUCACACUUGACCUAGAAGCACCUGUGUACAGCUAUCAUUGACACAGUUUCAUACACUCGAAUUCAGAGACUACUAGAGGUACUUAUAACACCUUUUUUGUAAUUAUCUGCAAUUGUACCUACUCAUUGUUUUAUUAAUAAAUGCGAAAUUAUUCGAAAUUUAAACUUUUUCUGUGUUAUUAAUAAACGCGGAGUGAAGUUCUUACAUAUUUAAAACUUUUUGUCUUACCUUUGUCACAGAAUUACAUGACAGGGAGUUUUUAUUUAAAAGUUGCAGUAAUCUAACAUUGCGUUUAUUCAUAAGAGAGUUUGUCUUUAUCUCACCUUUGUCACUACAAAAUUACAUGACAGGGAGAAGUAUUUUAAACUUGCAGUAACUUUACAUUGCAUAUGUAAAUAAGACAGAUUGAUUAUUGUAUUUUCGUUUUGAAAUCGACGCCGUUCAGUUAUAUUUGACCUUAAGCAUGCAAGUGAUACGUCAAGAACAUAUUAUGUUGCUUUGAGUUUCUUUUUACAGUUAUAUAUAUAUUGGGCGAUUAUAAAUAAGACCAAAGUUACUUUUAUUGCAGUAAGAGGUAAAAUAUUUAAAUUACUUUCAAUUAUGUUUUUUUUUAAACUUCUAGAAAAAUACUCAAAGUUACAUUGUAAAAUAUAGGAACAUUAUUUCUUUUCUAGUAUAUCUGUAGUUACCAAUUUUAAAUUAUUAUACUAAAUAAAAUAAAGAGAUACAUAAUAGAAUAAGUACCUACAAGUAAUUUAAAAAAUAUGUCUUGUUCAAAUUCUCUGUGAUUAUAACAUUCCAUGAAUAAUUAGAGUAAGUUUUUUUAAGUAUUUAUUGAGCUAUAGACAUAAUUAACAUGAAUUCCAAAAAUGUAAAUGUGUAAUUGUUCACAACAAUUUAUCGAAAUAUCUACUUUUUUCCACGGACUAGUAAAAAAGAAGGACUCCGCGCCGUGAUAUUAGCAAGUGAAGCACCUCUAUGCUCGUGUGUGUAUGGUUACGGGAGAUACUAGUUACACUAUUUUUUCUCCAUCAUAUAUGGAUCAUAUCCACAAAUACUUAUAUAAUAUCGUUUUUACACUUUUUCACAACGCAUGACGGCAUUUAAAAAAAAAAUAUUAACGACGCAAACUGAACCGUCACGGAUGGUAAAUCUCAUAAUGGCGGCCGAUCGGCUUGUAUUAGUGUAAGUGUAUGCGUGGGGCUAUGUAUUUACAAGUUUACCGGCUUGUUUUGGUGCCUCACUGUUAUGUAAGGUGACACGGAGUCCUUAUUUUUUUACUCGUCCGUGCUUUUUGCAUCAUGGUUUCAAUGUACUUAUGUACCUACCAUUUUGACAAUUAAAUUAAAAAUGCAACUAAACUGCAGACUUGAUUGGAAACAGGAUUUUGUUAUUAUUGAAACACAUUAAUAUAAUUUGAAAUGAGAUUACUUAAUAAAAGAUCAAUAAAUGUUA
Leptidea sinapis is the source of this 3943-nucleotide messenger RNA. RefSeq names its product sodium- and chloride-dependent GABA transporter ine (gene ine). The transcript has 9 exons. Bases 135 to 2315 code for a protein of 726 amino acids. Gene Ontology annotation, biological process: sodium ion transmembrane transport; glial cell growth; transmission of nerve impulse. Gene Ontology annotation, cellular component: membrane. Gene Ontology annotation, molecular function: osmosensor activity; neurotransmitter:sodium symporter activity. NCBI's taxonomy places the organism in Eukaryota, Metazoa, Arthropoda, Insecta, Lepidoptera, Pieridae. The record is from RefSeq and is a predicted model, not a curated record.